Molecule: messenger RNA, 171 nt
Organism: Haemonchus placei
Lineage: Eukaryota; Metazoa; Nematoda; Chromadorea; Rhabditida; Trichostrongylidae
Source: the annotation of a GenBank genome assembly
AGAAAUCGAUUAGAUUACCUGCUGAACAAUACGCCGAUCAAGAACAUCCGCACUAACGUGAAGUAUCUGAGCGAUUCUAUCGAAAUCGGUAAACAUCGGUUCAAUAACAUCGUAGUGGACACAGUAGUUGUGGUAGAGCAUCGAAGGAAACGGAGCUGGCACAUGGCUUGA